AUGUCCAACUCCGCCAAAGCCGCUGUCGUGCCCCCCGCCCCCACCGCCGAAGAUAUCGCCCGAGCCAACGCCGGAUCCAAGGAAGAGCCCGUUUUCCAGGCUAAGAACUUUCUGUCCAAGUUCCGACUCGAUGGCAAGGUAGCCAUUGUGACUGGUGGAGCUCGAGGACUCGGAUUCUCCAUGGCCGAGGGUCUGUGUUCGGUCGGCCUCAAGGGCAUUGCCAUUCUGGAUGUGCAGCAGGACCUGGGUCUGGAUGCCAUUGAGAAGCUGCACAAGGCCUACGGAGUGCAGGCCCAGUUCUACAAGGCCGACGUCCGAGACGAGGAGUCCGUCAACGAGAUCAUCGACCGAGUUGUGCACGAUCUCGGGUCCGUCGACGUUGUGGUCAACUCCGCCGGUGUUGCUGACCUUGUUCACGCAGCUGAGUACCCCGCAGACAAGUUCCGACGAGUCAUCGACAUCAACCUUAACGGAUCCUUCUUGGUGACCCAGGCCGCCGCCCGACACAUGAUCAAGCAGGGCACCGGCGGAACCGUGGUGUUCAUCGCCUCCAUGUCCGGAUCCAUUGUCAACUGGCCCCAGCCUCAGAGCGCUUACAACGCCUCCAAGGCUGCCGUCAAGCACCUGUCUAAGUCGCUGGCCGCCGAGUGGGCCGUCCACAACAUCCGAUGCAACUCCAUCUCGCCUGGAUACAUGGAUACCGCUCUUAACCGAGCCUACAACACUCUGUUUGAGGAGUGGAAGGACCGAACCCCCCUCGGCCGACUCGGAGACCCCGACGAGCUCACCGGCGCCUGCAUCUACCUGGCUUCCGAUGCCUCUUCGUACGUGACCGGAUCCGACAUUAUCAUUGAUGGUGGUUACACUAUUAUUUAA
Yarrowia lipolytica CLIB122 is the source of this 876-nucleotide messenger RNA. RefSeq lists its product as uncharacterized. Gene Ontology annotation, molecular function: oxidoreductase activity, acting on NAD(P)H, oxygen as acceptor. The record is from RefSeq and is a predicted model, not a curated record. Gene Ontology annotation, cellular component: intracellular anatomical structure. NCBI's taxonomy places the organism in Eukaryota, Fungi, Ascomycota, Dipodascomycetes, Dipodascales.